AUGGCACCACCUACAUCUAAAUCUUUGUCUGAGAUACUUGCUCGCUUUUACCCUUUUGCUGGUCGAAUCAAGAACAGCUCAAUUGAGUGCAACGACGAUGGGGUGCCUUUUUACGAGGCAUUUGCUUAUAAUUAUCAGUUGGAAGACGUUCUUAGACAACCCGAUGUGGAUGUAAACUUCCUUCCUACUGUCGAAGACAACUCAUUAUUGUCCUAUAGUACAGUUCCAUUACUCGUUCAAGUCACCAUUUUUGAAUGUGGAAGCAUGGCUAUUAGUACGCGUGUUUCGCACAAGAUUGUUGAUCGUGCCUCCUCGUGCACCCUGAUCGAUGCCUGGGCAGUCACUACUCGAGGUGGCACCAAAUUUGCAGUUCCAGAAUUCGUUGCUGCUGCAAAAUUCUUGCCACCUCCUAAUCCUCAAGUUUCUACAUUGCUUGAAUCGCAAAUAAUCUCAUGUGAUAAUAACCAACAUAUUAGUAAAAUCUUUGUCUUUGAUGCUUCUACUACUGCAUCGCUCAAGGCUAAAGCCAUCAGCGAUGUAGUGCCAGUGCCCACGCGCGUUGAAGUUGUAUCAGCUGUGAUAUGGAAAUGUGCCAUGGCUGCUACGUCAGGGAUUGGGAGAAGGUCGUCAUGCUUGAUUCAAAAUGUCAACAUGAGAAAACGGUUCGUCCCUCCAAUGCCAAAACAUUGUGUAGGAAAUGUCGUUGCAGUUAGCGUAGCCAGCUGCAAAGGUGAAAAUGACUGUUCUGACUUGCCUACCUUGGUCUCUUGUAUAAGAAAAGGUUUAUUAGAACUGAUUCCCAAAUAUAAGGAUAAACAAGAACGAGAUAAGGCGAUUUUUGCCAUUCCCUACAACAGCAUGGAGCUCACGAGAGCAUUUAGGCGUCGAGAGGUAGAUAUAUACCUUAAUAGCUGGUGUGGUUACCAAUUUUAUGAUUGA
Nicotiana attenuata is the source of this 939-nucleotide messenger RNA. Its product is annotated as vinorine synthase-like. The transcript is spliced from 2 exons. Bases 1 to 939 code for a protein of 312 amino acids. The record is from RefSeq and is a predicted model, not a curated record. NCBI's taxonomy places the organism in Eukaryota, Viridiplantae, Streptophyta, Magnoliopsida, Solanales, Solanaceae.